AUGUGGCGAGGCCUUCAGAUAUUUUCCGCAUCAGAGACUCUCUCUGAGAGAAAGACCUUCGGUCCCAUUUCUCAGGAUGUGGAGGACAUACCUUCUACCGAAAAAGCUCAUGAGAAGAAUGAUUCUUUAUUAAGAGACGGACAAGAUGGCCUGAGCUAUCAACAAUACACAUGGCGGGAAGCGCGCAAACCAUUAUCAGCAUUGAGCAAGAUAGUACUGGUACUUCUGGUCACUGUAUCUCUGUGUGCCAUGGCUCCAAAUUUGACAGCAAAGGUCUCUCGGAAUCUCGAUAUUCUGGCUAACCUAACCCACUGCGGCUCUGAGCCCGGGUCUGUGGCACCGCUUUGGCCUCUGCAGACAUACAAAAGCUCUCCCAUCCAGACUCCAUAUUUAAAUGUGACAAAGCUGGGACAGACGGAACCAGGAUUGAUCUUUCUUACCACUCGCGAUAACCUGCGGGAUUUUAUUUAUCCUGCGAUUUAUUCCGAUGAUGGAGAACUGGUUUGGCAGGGCCCCAAGGGGUCGCACUUUGCACUUCAGCCACAAGUACUUGAUGACGAGCCUGUCCUGGUUUAUUGGGAAGGAAAGUUCAACCACGGCUUCGGACAUGGGCAUAUCAGUAUCCUGAACAGCACAUAUGAUGAGAUCCAUCGAGUGACUCUCGAUUGUGAACAGCAAAAUAUUGUCACGGUCUACGACGACGAUUCUGAAAUCGACUCAUGCAUUGAUCUCCACGAAAACCAACUCACAGAGAAUGGGACUAUCCUCGCAAUUGCGAUCAAUGUCACUCAGGCUGAUCUAACUUCAGUUGGUGGUCCGAAAGACGGUUGGAUUCAAGACGGUAUUAUCUACGAGAUAGAUAUCAAGACUAACAAGAUAGUCUUUCGAUGGAGUGCCUAUGAACAUAUUAACAAGCUUCCAAUGAGCUUUGUCACUGUUCCACUUGGUGCGCCCGGUGCUGGCUCAGGCAAUGAUAAAGCUAAUCCAUGGGGAUAUCCUCACCUGAAUUCCGUUGCAAAAUAUGGAGAUUCCUAUCUUCUAUCCUCAAGAAAUAUGUGCGGGGCCUUUUUGGUCGCUCCUAACGGUAGUGUCACAUGGAAUCUUCAUGGUCAAACUGGGGGUGACUUUAAUCUUGGCCUCGACACAAGCUUCUGUUACCAACAUGACGUGCGAGUUGUGUCCGGAAGCCCAGAGCGUGUGGUACUCAGUCUCCACAAUAAUGACAACGACGAUCUCACGAGAGGCGCCGCCUUAACAACGGGCAUGGUUCUGGAAGUUGAACUUACAGGAUCAAAGAAUGUGACUCUUAAGCGCCGCAUGUGGGAUCAUCUUGAUCCUGUAUUUAGUGUAGCGCAAGGUGGUUUUCAAUCUUUGCCCAACGGGCAUGUCCUGCUAGGUCAUGGAGCAGUUCCAAGAUUUGAAGAGUUUGAUGCCGACUCUCAAAUUGUGAUGCGUGCCUAUUUCGGGUACGACAGUAACAUGGAAAGUUACCGUGCAUAUCGAUCCCCAUGGGUUGGUCGCCCUUCAACAAAGCCAGAUGUCAUUGCAUGCCCAGCUGGAGAUGGUAUGAAAAGAACGGCCGUUUUUAUGAGCUGGAAUGGAGCGACAGAUGUAGAGUCGUGGAAGGUAUAUUCAGGCUCUCAGGUCAAAGGAACUGCUGUGCGGAAUGGGUUCGAGACCGCAGUUGUCAUUGAUGGGCUGGCCAAUGGCGACUCUGUCUUUAUCGAGGCUGUAGGCGGAGUCGGCAGCGGUGUCCAGUCUGCAACAAUCACUGUGGGACAGGGCUGUUGA
This is a messenger RNA of Penicillium malachiteum, 1791 nucleotides long. RefSeq names its product arylsulfotransferase family protein. Lineage: Eukaryota; Fungi; Ascomycota; Eurotiomycetes; Eurotiales; Aspergillaceae. The transcript has 2 exons. The record is from RefSeq and is a predicted model, not a curated record. Bases 1 to 1791 code for a protein of 596 amino acids.